Haliotis rufescens (red abalone) is the source of this 3538-nucleotide messenger RNA. Its product is annotated as retinaldehyde-binding protein 1-like. Gene Ontology annotation, cellular component: membrane. Gene Ontology annotation, molecular function: phosphatidylinositol bisphosphate binding. NCBI's taxonomy places the organism in Eukaryota, Metazoa, Mollusca, Gastropoda, Lepetellida, Haliotidae. The record is from RefSeq and is a predicted model, not a curated record. The coding region runs from base 174 to 1529 and encodes 451 amino acids. The transcript is spliced from 6 exons.
GCACCACGACUUGUUUACGCCCAUGCUGUAUAAUGUAUACAGCUGCGCCCACUGAAAUAAACAAGGAAAACGUGUUUCAGGAAAAUAUGUUAAAUCCAUUGUAAGACACGAGGUGCACACUAAACAACGUUUCAAGGUGAAGGGACUCUUUGUGGGCAGAGUACCAUUCGUUGAUGAAAAUGAGUGAACCAGACACCAGAACAAACACUACGGGACCAAACCCAAAAGAAAACAGUAUUCCCGUCCCAGAGGAUACUCCAAACCCAGCAAAGCAAGAGGACAAUACCAUACCAACAGAGGAAACUUCCAAUCCCAAACCGGAAGUAACCUCUAAUCCCACACCGGAAGUAACCUCUAAUCCCACACCGGAAGUAACCUCAAAUCCCACACCGGAAGUAACCACUCAUCCAUCACCGGAAGUAACCUCUAACCCUCCACCAGAUGAACAACAAACAGAAGACUCAAACAACCAACCAGCUACCGAAACAACCGUCACAGAAACAACAGACCCUCGUCCUACAGAUUCCUCCAAUUCUGUUCCAAAUGGAGAGGAGUGUAAUCCUAUAGAGAAGGGUCAACCCCUGCCCGUAGAGAAUGAACCCUCACCGACGGCCCUCCAGCGUCACAUCUCCGUGCCUACAAAGUCUUCGGAAGAGAAGCGAGAGUUCUACCGCGAGAUCCUGUCACCGUGUGGGGAACUGUCUCAAGCCUUGAAGGAGAAGGCCGAGUCGGAACUAAAUGAGACAGAUGCUGUUCGGAGUGAGAAGAUGCUGGAACUGAGGAAGAUGCUGAUGGAUGAGGAUGACACGGAGAAGGGGGACGCUGUGUCGGAGUACUUUGGGGGAAAGGAGGACAAAUAUUUAAUGAGGUUCCUCCGGACGAAGAAGUUUGACGUGAAGAAGACGUAUGACAUGAUGGAAGCGUAUGUAAAGUUCAGGUCGAAAUACCAGUCCAUCACUGACCAGCUGACCUUCAACGGGGUGCGCCACGCCCUUGAGGAAUCGUUCCCCGGGGUGCUUCCGGUCAAAGACAAACAGGGCCAUGUGGUGAUCAUUUACGACACUGGGUCGUGGGACCACGACAAACUCUCCUUUGACGAGAUGUUGGCGAGCUUCUUGUUCCUCCUCGAGAACCUGGUUGAGAAUGAGGAGAACCAGAUCCGGGGCUUUGUUGUCUUGGAAACGUAUGAAGAUUACCACAUCACCCAAGCGAUGCGGAUGAAAGCGUCGGACAUCAAGAAGCUUGUGGAUAUGCUGCAGGGAGCAUUUCCGGGUCGGUUCAAGGGUUUCCACGUUAUACGGCAGCCAUGGUACUUUAGCAUGGUGAUGGCACUGGCAAGACCCUUCAUGAGGAACAAGUUAGCGUCCAGGAUUUUCGUCCACGGUAACAAUUUGAAGAAGUUGUAUGAAUGGAUCAGCCCCGAGCACCUGCCGGAGAGGUACGGAGGUAUCGGGGAGGACUACGACCCUCAGCCGCUGAUUGACGAACUCCGGGACAGCCUUCUACAGAGGGGAGCUCAGACACUGUAACGACAGGUAGACGGUGUAACGACAGGUAGACGCUGUAACGGCAGCUAGACAGUGUAACGACAGGUAGACAGUGUAACGACAGCUAGACAGUGUAACGACAGGUAGACAGUGUAACGACAGCUAGACGGUGUAACGACAGGUAGACGCUGUAACGACAGCUAGACAGUGUAACGACAGGUAGACAGUGUAACGACAGGUAGACAGUGUAACGACAGGUAGACAGUGUAACGACAGGUAGACGGUGUAACGACAGCUAGACACUGUAACGACAGCUAGACAGUGUAACAACAGCUAGACACUGUAAGGACAGCUAGACGGUGUAACAACAGCUAGACAGUGUAACGACAGGUAGACAGUAUAACGACAGGUAGACAGCGUAAAGACAGCUAGACGUUGUAACAACAGGUAGACAGUGUAACAACAGCUAGACACUGUAACGACAGCUAGACGGUGUAACAACAGAUAGAUAGUGUUACAACAGAUAUACAGUGUAACAACAGGUAGACAGUGUAACAACAGCUAGACAGUGUAACGACAGCUAGACAGUGUAACAACAGCAAGACGGUGUAACGACAGGUAGACGCUGUAACAACAGGUAGACGCUGUAACGACAGGUAGACGCUGUAACAACAGGUAGACAGUGUAACAACAGCUAGACAGUGUAACAACAGCUAGACACUGUAACGACAGCUAGACACUGUAACAACAGCUAGACACUGUAACGACAGGUAGACGGUGUAACGACAGGUAGACAGUGUAACGACAGGUAGACAGUGUAACGACAGGUAGACAGUGUAACGACAGGUAGACGGUGUAACGACAGGUAGACAGUGUAACGACAGGUAGACAGUGUAACGACAGGUAGACGGUGUAACGACAGCUAGACGGUGUAACGACAGCUAGACGGUGUAACGACAGGUAGACAGUGUAACGACUGAGCGACAUAGUGAAUACUAUAGGCGAGUGGACUUGUCGAAGCUCUUCCUGUUUCCUGUUUGGAAACACCGAAAUCCGACUUUUUUUUAACUGUCAACACUGAUGGCGAUGAUAAGUUUGUGACGCCAUCACGUCAUGGAUUCUUGGACAAGAGACAACAACAGAUGGUGCAAUACACACAUAUUGGGUGAGGGAUUGGGUUAAGUGAAGCGGUCGCAACAUCAAACUGAUACAGAGACCGCCUGGCCGUAAAAUUGCCGUUUGAAUUAUUUAUUUCAAUGAAAUACCACAAAAAAAGAUGGGAAUGUUUGACAGAAAAAAACCCAGUAACCAUUUCAUUGCUUUAAUGAGAUUAAACCGAAUGUGAUUAAAACCGAAUGAAAACAAUGUUUAUCUGUGAUGAAGGAAAGGGCUUAGUCGUCAAAGGCAAUAGAAUUAGCUGUUGAGAGUUGCGUCCCUUAGUUGUACCAGGAUCCGACUAUGCUUCUUGUCUGACAGCUCUAUACCAGUGAUCGAACGUUUCAUUAAAUCGCUAAACAACAUCCGUCACGUUGAGCUUUCCGUCCAUAUUAAGCUGACACGCCAUGAUAAAACUGAAUAUUGAUCAACACGAUGUUUAACAAACGUGUUUUCUAUUACCUCGAUCGGAAGACCUAUAUUAAAUGCAGUGAUUAUCUCUUAUCUGUGUUCAGUUUGUUUGCUGUACCCUGUAAUGGAACAAGAUGGAAACAUGAACCUCAACUUAACAUGUUGAUUACCGAGGUGAUGUUAGUGAGUGAGUGAAUAUGGUUUUACGCCGCUUUGAAUAAUCCAGCAAUAUCACGUCGGGGACACCAGAAAUGGGCUUCACAUUGUACCCAUGUCGGGAACCGAAGAGGUAAUGUUAAAUAUUGCAGAAAUGAAAUGUAAAUAAUGAAAUGGAAUAUAUAUAAAGAAAUUCACAAAAUAAUUACACGACACAUUGUUCUACAUGUUUCAGCCUUAUCAUCAGGGAGACACGGAACUUUCGAUAUGCGAUAUGUACACCAGUGUACACCACUUUAUGUAUAUAUAGAAAUAAAUAGUAUUCACAA